AUGGAUCCUAUAAUCUUACCCUUUUUGACUCAGGAAUUUAGCAAUUUUCUGCACUGGAUUUAUGAUAGAGAGUGGUGUCCUUUUCAAUUGACAGAAGAAAGUCUAGUGGACCUUCUAGAGGUGGCUUUUACUUUGAAGGCUGAGGAUGGAAUUUCCUAUGCUGUUCAUGGUUUGGAAAGUCUUGGAACACCUCCUGCCAGAAUGUUAGAGCUAGUUGGCGAUUUUCAUCAUAUUCCUGAUGUUCAUCGUUGGCUUGGUCCUGCUGUAAAAGCUCUCAUUCAGAGGCCACUAGGUGAAAUCACACAAGAUGAGGAAAGGCAGAUUCUUGUUGCCUAUCCUACCAUUGCUAGGACCAGAGAGGCUAUAUGCACUUUACUUAUGGAAAUAUCCCAAGCAACGUUUCCUCUUUUUUUGGUUGAUAAAGAACAAGGUCUGCCUUCCUCUGAAGCUUGCUCUGAGCAUGCAGCCUGCAUCGAAUCCUGGCACUCUGUGUGGAAAGAAAAGAUCACCUCCUGUCUUUUGGACUUCAAGAAGCCUCUUACCUACAAGGAGCUUCUUGAUAUUCUACAGAGCACCGAUUUUCCCUUAGUAAAUCCUUUUUGCAAGAAUCGAAUGCUAAAAUGGUUGAAAAAGAAGAAUAAUUUCCCUGGAAUGCAACAAAUUUUAGACUAUGCAGUAGCUUCAGUGGAGGAUAUUUACAGAAUUUACCCAAGCACUCCUAUUUCUGCUUCGACUAUAGCUUGA
Molecule: messenger RNA, 744 nt
Organism: Lentinula edodes (shiitake mushroom)
Lineage: Eukaryota; Fungi; Basidiomycota; Agaricomycetes; Agaricales; Omphalotaceae
Exons: 3
Coding region: 1-744 (247 amino acids)
Source: RefSeq, a predicted model, not a curated record